Messenger RNA from Boeremia exigua, 1575 nucleotides. Its product is annotated as PQ loop repeat-domain-containing protein. Gene Ontology annotation, cellular component: fungal-type vacuole membrane. The coding region runs from base 257 to 1198 and encodes 313 amino acids. NCBI's taxonomy places the organism in Eukaryota, Fungi, Ascomycota, Dothideomycetes, Pleosporales, Didymellaceae. The record is from RefSeq and is a predicted model, not a curated record. Gene Ontology annotation, biological process: basic amino acid transmembrane export from vacuole. The transcript has 2 exons.
UAAUUAACCACCUCUCAAUAAAAUAAUGUCAACUGCAGUGUAAACGAUUCGUGCUGCAAAACAGACUGUAGUAUUCUAUGUGUCUUCAAUAAAAAGAGAGAAAUGCUGCAUUCUCGUUUGCAUCGAGCGUUUUCGUUAGGUUCGUGAUCUUACGUUGUACAAUUUUUUCUGCAAGACUUGUUCCUGGCUGGAACCAACUCAAAAAUCUCAAUCUCACGAAAUCACGACAUUGGAGUCUUGUCUCGCUGCUAUCAAGAUGGUAGUGCUUCUACCGCUACCAGAUCUAGAUGUUGAAGCCCUGUCAGAAAUAUGCGGCACAACUUCUAUCGUAGCAUGGGUUGUAGUAUUCAGCCCACAGAUCCUCAAGAACUUUCGUCGGGGCUCGUCUGAUGGCUUGUCACUACAUUUUCUCGUAGUGUGGCUAUUGGGCGAUGUUUUCAACGUUGUGGGGGCAAUACUCCAGGGCACCCUCCCAACCAUGAUCACUCUUGCCAUAUACUUCACAGUGGCCGACAUAGUGUUGCUGGCUCAAUAUUUCUUCUACACGGGCUUCACGUGGAAGGAUAAUAUCCAGCCUCCCACCCCGCAGCCGACAGAGGCUGUGGAACCGGAUGAGAGAACAACAUUACUAGACGGUGACGAGAGGCAACGCCGAAACAAGAACAACAAGACCUACGCGGCUAAAGAGUCUGCAACCCGCCUUACAUCUAUUCGCUUGCAGCCUCAUCUGAGCAACACGGUCGCCGUUCUCUUGGUUUGCACUACAGGCAUCUGUAGCUGGUACCUCCUUCGCCGCUUUGCGAGCAGUGACCGCCCGGCCCCUGCUCGAGAUAUACCUCAAUUCAACACGUGGGGUCAAAUAUUUGGCUGGCUCUGCGCCGUGUUCUACUUUGGCUCGCGCUUCCCUCAAUUGAUAUUGAACUGGCGUCGCAAGUCUGUAGAUGGCCUUUCCAUACUGUUUUUUCUCUUCGCCUGCUUGGGUAAUUUCACAUAUGUCCUUUCUAUCAUCGCAUUCAACCCGGCGAGCGCUGUUUCAAACCGCUGUAGAUCCUGUGACGCGCGGAAAAUUUAUGGACGACAUAUACUGGUGAAUCUUCCGUGGCUGGUGGAUGGUCUGGGGACAUUGCUCCUUGAUACGGCAAUCUUCGCCCAAUUCUUCUUGUACGGCGAAUCCAAGUCCGUUGAUACUGAAGUCUAGAAUCAGACAUUGGUGUGUCGGCGACAAAUAUGGGUACACUCUUACGUACUUCUGUAGGCUGUCGUAGCUAGAUAGGGCGCCUUAAACGCAAUUCCAGAGGGACUUGUACGUCCUGCGGCCCCAGCACUUGUACCCUAGAACUCAUGUGUCCCGUGGUGGUCCAGUCCGUCUGCCUGAAAUCUACAUGCAACCUGCUUCCUAGGUACUCUUUUCCACGAUUCAAAAAAUCUUCUGACGCUGCUGCUCACGAUCAAACUAAUGAUAUCCGGUGGCAAAUAAUGUGACACUUGGUUGUGAUGACCAUGAAGCGGAAAUAUCGUUCAGCCGCCAUCGGGAGCUAUGCAAGAGUUGAGAGAUUGCCAAGUUGUGAAGGGAGC